This is a messenger RNA of Nelumbo nucifera (sacred lotus), 1697 nucleotides long. Its product is annotated as glutathione S-transferase TCHQD-like. Lineage: Eukaryota; Viridiplantae; Streptophyta; Magnoliopsida; Proteales; Nelumbonaceae. The record is from RefSeq and is a predicted model, not a curated record. Gene Ontology annotation, molecular function: glutathione transferase activity.
UUGAGCGUUUCUUCAAAAAGUUCUCCUUUAUACCUUCUUCUAUAUUCUUCUAUUCUUUUCGUAGCUUUUCGUGCGGCCAUGAACAGCAGACACACGCAUAGUCUCCCCAUAACGCAGAGAAAUUCGUUAUGAUCCGUUCAAGCUUUCUUUCUGGUAAACACCUUCAGAGGCCUACUGCUUCCUUAUUGAAGCAUGUUUUUGUGUAUCGGAGGUGCAAAAGUUGAUAUGAAAACUCUCAACUUUGUACACAACUACAAGAGCUGAUGUUAAAGAAACCAUGCAGCUAUAUCAUCACCCUUACUCCUUGGACAGCCAGAAGGUUAGGCUGGCUUUGGAAGAGUAUAACAUUGAUUACACAUCAUACCAUGUCAAUCCUCUCACAGGAAAGAACAUGGAAUCCUCAUUCUUCCGCAUGAAUCCAAGUGCAAGACUGCCUGUUUUCCAGAAUGGAUCUCACAUCAUCUUCAAUACGAUAGAGAUAAUCCAGUAUAUAGAAAGGAUUGCACUAGUGUCUUCAAGCAUUGAUAAUACUACCACUAAUAACAGAGAAGUUGAUGAAUGGAUGCAUAAGAUACAAGAUUGGAACCCUAAAAUCUUCACACUCUCCCACAUACCUGAAAGAUACCGUCUCUUUGUUUCAAAAUUCAUCAGACGGGUUGUGAUUGCUCGGAUGGCUGAGUCCCCAAAUCUAGCAAGUAUAUACCACCUGAAGCUAAGAGAUGCAUAUGAGACAGAAGAUAAAUUGAAGGACCCAGAUGUUUUAAAGCAAAACGAGGAAUGCCUAAUCAGACUCCUUGAUGAAGUGGAGAUGCAGCUGAGCAACUCGGCAUAUCUGGCAGGGGAACAUUUUACAAUGGCAGAUGCCACACUUAUUCCUGUUCUGGCUCGCAUAAUGCUUUUAAAUUUGGAACAUGAGUACAUUUUUAUCAGGCCAAAGGUUGCAGAAUAUUGGAAAACAAUGAAACAGAGGCCUAGUUAUAGAAAAGUAAUUGGGAGGUAUUUCACAGGUUGGAGAAAAUACAAAAUACUGUCCAAAACAAUCUUCUUUCUUUGCAUCAGAAGUGUACUUAAGAAAUAUUGAUAAAGACUAGAGUACUGUAGAAUAUGAUUACAAAGUAUUGGAACAGAGUGAAGCAGAGGUCUAGUAUAAAGGAAACUAGGAAGAAUUUAAUGAGUUGGAGAAGAAACAUAACACUGUCAAAAACCUUCUUUGUUUGCAACAGAGGGGUGUUAGGAGAUAUAGCAACGACUAGAGUAUUUGUGGACAUGAUAUAAAAGAAGGACAAGAGCAUGUAGAAAUAAUUUUUAUUCAUUGAUGUAUAUUAUGUUAGGGGUGGUUCUUCCAGAACUUUGGAUGGAUAUUGGAUUCAAUCAGGUGGAACAAGCAAUGCGGUCAUCCCUUAUGAGAUUAACUGAUGCUUCUUCAUGGUCAAGAGGCACCAUAUGGUUCAUAAAAUUAUACCUUCUAGAUGUAAUAUUGUUUCUGUUGUUUGUUUUCCCAACAACAAAUUCACUUUUUAAUGAUUCAAGCUUCUGGUCAUUAACUUUGCCCAUAAUUGGGUAGUGUCAAUAUCCCCACCUCAAGAAUCAUGACACGGAAGUGUUGCCAUGUAACCGUAACUUUCCUUUUCCAUGCAUGUAUUAUGUAAAAUAUUAAGAUUUCAUUGUUGGCAUGUUCUAUUUUUGCUCCUCCUAUA